AUGUACGGUGAUCAGUACACUCCUCCUCUUCAAUCGCAUGGUUUCGAUCAUUCACGACGAUCACAAUCGUUUCCUUUCAAUGAUAAUUAUUAUAUCGAUAAUUUAUCCUAUAAUCCUUAUACAAGUACAUAUAGUUCGACUUUUUCGUCGUUUCCAUCUCGUCAACACUCUACCUAUCCAUCAUAUUUUGGAGCAUCGCAUCAUUCCAGUCAACAGAGUACUGAUGCUUAUACCUAUGACUACAAUAUGGCAGCGGCUGCUGCUGCAGCUGCAGCAGUAGCGUAUUCAGGACUUGAUUAUGCUACAAAUCACGGAAUAAGGUUGUUUCGCUCUCUACCACCUAAUGAUGAUUUUAUUGUAUUUGUUCUGUGCACAGGCAUGGCAGUGGAUAAAAUACGGUUUGGUAAACCUCCAAAGACAUCGAAAUCGUCAGCAUUUGAUAGUCUUUUUUCAACAAGUAUCAAAUUACAACCAAAUUCUAGUGAUUAUCGUUUAAUGCAAAAUUUAUUAGAAUGUUAUCAAUCAUUCGACGAUUUGACUACAAAUAACAAUCAUCCAUCUUCUUCUACAUCAUCAACUGAAACAAAAAUAGGAACACCGCCAAAUCAGACUGAGACUUCAUCAUCUUUAUCGAUCAUAUUUGAAUUCUGUCAUCGUUUAGCAAGCAUAAUUGUGCAUGAUCAUGAAAAAAUGGCAGCAACUUUAUUAUCUCGACUAAAACGUCAUGAAUCAGCAUUGAAAUUUUUAAUUACAGGCGAACCUGACAACGAUCGGCUUUCAUCUUGGGGCAAAGAACCGCAAGCAUGGUUAUUUGCAAAUCGAAAAGGCACUUCUGAUAUUAUCCAUUUUGUUCGUUUAGGUGGAGAACGAUGGAGGUUAAUCAUGAUUUUAUUGAUAUUGUCGUAUGAUGACGAUGAAAUUGGGGGUGGUCUAUUAUGCACAAAUUCGACAACACUAAGCGAUAACGAUUAUGAAUCAAAUGAAAAUUUAUCUCAAUAUGCUACCUUGAUUACUACGACUAACAGUGCAACCCGAUUAAAUGAACCAAAUAAAAUUUCACAUGUUGAUUCAAAAUCGUCAAAUUAUUCAUCGGAUAUAAAUCGUUUGACUUCUUCACUGAUCAGUAUGGAUGCGAAUAAUAUUUCACUAGAUCAUCAGCAACAAAAUUUACCAUUACUACAGCAACGAUCAAUAACUGAUGUUACGGACACAGUUAUUGAACGAGUUUUACGAUUGUUCGAGUUAGAAUAUGAUCAAGAAGUACAUAGUGCAUCUUCUCGUAUUAAUAAUUUAUCGGCAGAAGAAUCAAAAACAUAUACAAUUGCAAAUGAUGAACAUCUAAAACGAAUGAAAUCACAAUUUAUUUUACGAUUUAUUGAUAUGAUGGCCUCAUGCAAUACGACAUCGACGCAAAAUACGCUUUCUACUAACUAUGAUCUGACAAAUUAUUCGAAUCUUCGGCAUUCAUCACCAUACCAUCAGCAUGCGAAUUUUCAACAACAACAACCAUCAUUAAAUCAAUCACAUCAUACUCAGAAUCUCUCAUAUCAGGCUCAGACUCAAUUUCAUUUUUAA
Didymodactylos carnosus is the source of this 1575-nucleotide messenger RNA. The record is from the annotation of a GenBank genome assembly. NCBI's taxonomy places the organism in Eukaryota, Metazoa, Rotifera, Eurotatoria, Philodinida, Philodinidae.